Messenger RNA from Paramormyrops kingsleyae, 1404 nucleotides. Its product is annotated as arf-GAP with dual PH domain-containing protein 1. Lineage: Eukaryota; Metazoa; Chordata; Actinopteri; Osteoglossiformes; Mormyridae. Gene Ontology annotation, cellular component: plasma membrane; intracellular membrane-bounded organelle; cytoplasm. The record is from RefSeq and is a predicted model, not a curated record. Gene Ontology annotation, biological process: positive regulation of GTPase activity. Gene Ontology annotation, molecular function: GTPase activator activity; phosphatidylinositol-3,4,5-trisphosphate binding; phosphatidylinositol bisphosphate binding.
AAUGGUCCGCAGUGGUGACGAACAGAAAACAAGGUCAGACAAAAUAAUCAAGUAAAGAUCCUCGUCUCGGUAAUCCAUUAGUUGUUAAAGUGAUAUUACAACAAAAAUGUCAGAGGCACGAUACGCUGUUAUCAGAAGUGACCAGUGAUCCUGGACCAAGCCCCCUGGAUCCAGCGGGAUACCGAUAAACAGUAUGAGCGGCGAGCAGGAGAAGAACCAGCGGCUUCUGCAGGAUCUCCUGAAGAGAGCCGGCAACGGCACAUGUGCGGACUGCGGCUUUGCAGACCCUGACUGGGCGUCGCUCACCCUGGGUGUGUUUGUGUGUCAGAGCUGCUCCGCCUUCCACAAGGCCUCGCCGAACAUCAGCAGGGUCAAGUCCUUGCUUCUGGAGCCUUGGCAAGCCAGCGAGGUCGAGUUCAUGGCCUCAACCGGGAACGACGCAGCGAAAGCCAAGUACGAACAGAAGGUGCCGCCGUUUUAUUACCGGCCCACACACACCGACAGCCAAGUUCUCCGGGAGCAGUGGUUCCACGCCAGGUACGAGAGGAACGAGUUCAUGUACAUCGAGAAGCAGGAGCCAUACUCAGCAGGGUACCGAGAGGGGUUUCUAUGGAAACGAGGCAGAGACAACGGGCAAUUCCUGAGCCGAAAGUUCAUCCUUUCUGAGCGGGAGGGGAUCCUGAAGUACUUCAACAAGCAUGACGCGAGGGAACCCAAGGCCUCCAUGAGAAUCGAGACCCUCAACGCCACCUUCCGGCCAGCAAAAAUCGGGAGCCCCCAUGGACUCCAGAUCACCUACCUGAAGGACAACAGCACCAGGAACAUCUUUGUCUACCACGAGGAUGGCAAGGAAAUGGUGGACUGGUUCAAUGCCAUCCGGGCGGCUCGAUUCCACUACCUCCAGGUGGCGUUCCCUGGAGCCGGCGAUGCAGACUUGGUGCCAAAGCUAACAAGAAACUUUAUUAAGGAAGGUUUUAUGGAGAAGACAGGUCCGAAACAAACAGAGGGCUUCAAGAAAAGGUGGUUCACCAUGGACGACAGGAGGCUGAUGUAUUUCAAAGACCCCCUGGACGCCUAUGCCCGGGGGGAGGUGUUCAUCGGCAGCAAGGAGAACAGCUACGCAGUGCAGGCUGGCCUGCCGCCCUCCACGCAGGGUCACCGCUGGCAGCACGGCAUCACCAUCAUCACCCCGGACAGGAAGUUCCUGUUCGCCUGCGAGACAGAGGCGGAGCAGAAGGACUGGAUCGCCGCCUUCCAGAGGGUCAUCAACCGGCCCAUGCUGCCACAGGAGUAUGCAGUGGAGGCUCACUUCAAGCACAAGCCUUGAGGGUGUGGAUGGGCGGAGGCUGGUGAUUGUACUGGGACUGGAGAAGGACCAUUCUGUAGCAUGAAGACCGGGGUGGG